AUGUUCGCCAAAACUCUUCCUCUCCUUUUGUUUUCUCUUUUAUUUCUGCAGAUUGAUGCACAAUGUGGAACAGGAGCAAUAUAUGUUCAGCAGAUGAACAAAUGUCUCCAAUUUUAUUCCUCGGCGGUGAACUAUGCAACUGCCGAGUCGGUAUGUUCUACUUUGAAUGGUCACAUGGUGUCUGUUCACAAUAUGAAUGAAAAUACAUAUUUGGCUCAACAAGCUUCUCAACUCAUCUAUAAAAAUGGUCCUGUGUGGUUGGGAGCAAAAACUAUGUCCUCCAUAGUCACGGAUCCCACAAGCUGGAAAUGGGAAGAUGGUUCACCAUUUGACUUCCAAAACUAUAAAAUUGGACAGCCCAGUUCAUUGGGAACUUCUGCAUGUAUGCAAUUUUUCGCCAACGAUGGACAAUGGCUGACUGCAACUUGUACCGACUCUUCUCCGUUUAUUUGUGCUUCUGAUCCACCUCUCUCAUCAACAACAGCUUGUCCACCUUCUCAAGCUAUUUCGAAUACAGGAAUCAAAGUUGAUUACACAAAAAAUUUGAACAUCUGGAUUGGCCUUUACUAUAGUGAUGGAUACUGGAAAUGGAUUGAUGGAACACCCGCUGAUUACGCGAACUGGGCAAGUCGGGAGCCAAAUAAUGUGACUUACGGAAUGUCUCAUAAAAUCGUGUUUCUGAUCAGUCCACCAUCGGGAGUCAAAUGGGUGCCUUCUCAAUUCCUAGCUUCUUUUUCUUCUUCUCCAAUGUGUGCACCUGACAAGGCCAAUAAUUCAUCCGGGAAUCGAAAAAACAUCGAUCGUAAAUCGAGUGUGGACGAGGUGGUUGGGAAGGGAAAACGAAAGGAUGACAGCUGUUGUCAGAAGAAGAAUCGGAUACCGCUUUGA
Messenger RNA from Caenorhabditis briggsae, 888 nucleotides. The record is from RefSeq and is a predicted model, not a curated record. The transcript is spliced from 5 exons. Bases 1 to 888 code for a protein of 295 amino acids. NCBI's taxonomy places the organism in Eukaryota, Metazoa, Nematoda, Chromadorea, Rhabditida, Rhabditidae. Gene Ontology annotation, molecular function: signaling receptor activity.